Messenger RNA from Symbiodinium sp. CCMP2592, 324 nucleotides. The record is from the annotation of a GenBank genome assembly. Lineage: Eukaryota; Dinophyceae; Suessiales; Symbiodiniaceae.
AUGAUCGCAGCUUGGACGGCGAAUGAACUCUUCGAUGUGAACUUCCGCAACCGCGGAGAGCAGUCCAUCACUUUGGCUGAUGAGUUGGAGCAAGACAUCAUCGUUUGCUUUGACACUGUCAUCAAGCAGCACAAGGAGGUGUCGAGAAAGAUCCACUCCGACGUGCAGCUUGUGACGAAAUAUGCCCAGGAGAGGCGGAAAGCACACGACAAAUUGGCGAGAAGGCCGGUUUUCGCCAGGAUGAACCGAGUUAGGGUUAGAGUUCAGAGUAGUUGUGAAGUAGGACCUUUGUCGGGGAUUGGUGAGUGCAGUAUAGUGCUCUGA